Molecule: messenger RNA, 812 nt
Organism: Anopheles nili
Lineage: Eukaryota; Metazoa; Arthropoda; Insecta; Diptera; Culicidae
Product: peritrophin-48-like
Exons: 1
Coding region: 1-714 (237 amino acids)
Cellular component (GO): extracellular region
Molecular function (GO): chitin binding
Source: RefSeq, a predicted model, not a curated record
AUGAUCGCUCACGCAAUUGCCUUGUUCAGUGUGGCUUUCUGCCUUAGUGGGUCAGCUGAAGCGUCCUUGGAGGCGCUUUGUCAAGGUGUCCGGUUCGCGACCUUUCCACACCCGACCGAGUGCCGGCAGUACGUGGUGUGCUUUCAAGGUCAAGCGAACCUUCAGCAGUGUCCUGCCGGAUACGUCUUCAACCCACUGGUGCUGUUUUGUGUGCUAGAGUCACAAUUCCAAUGCCCUCCGGUGACUACACCGACACCUGCGCCAGCGACCUCUACGGAAGCUCCCAACAGCAGCAGCAGCACUUCUGGAACUCUCGAGUGCGUCCACCGUCCAUCAUGGGAAUCGUUUUUCUGUCAAGACGCGCGGAGAACCUUCGUCGCCAAUCCCAUGAACUGCACGCAGUACAUCAACUGUCGAUCGGAUCCCCCGAGCAAUAGCCGAUGCACCGACGGAACUGUCUUCAGCGACGCGUAUCAGGAUUGCCUCCCAGGAGACGGUCAUCUUUGUUCGUUGGCCACCGUUAGCGACCAAUUCUGCGAGAACCGGACGGACGGAAGCUACGCUCAUCCAUCCCAGUGCAAUCGAUUUGUGAGCUGCGUGCGACAACAGGUGCGGCUCGAGACUUGUCCUCCAUUUUUCGUCUUCGAUCCAUUAGUGGCACAUUGUGUGAAAGGUAGUGCAGUCACAUGCUCGAGACUGCUGAAUCGUCAAUAAGUACCUACUAGUAGGGUUCGACAACCAGCACGCGGUCUGUUUCGUCUGCUUAUCGACGAUGCUGCAUUUCAAGAAGUUUGGCAAAUAAAUAUCAUGUC